Orbicella faveolata is the source of this 984-nucleotide messenger RNA. RefSeq lists its product as uncharacterized. Gene Ontology annotation, biological process: RNA methylation. Gene Ontology annotation, molecular function: rRNA (uridine-2'-O-ribose)-methyltransferase activity. The record is from RefSeq and is a predicted model, not a curated record. Gene Ontology annotation, cellular component: mitochondrion. NCBI's taxonomy places the organism in Eukaryota, Metazoa, Cnidaria, Anthozoa, Scleractinia, Merulinidae.
UCCAAUGAUUCGAACUAGCGGUGUUGUUCAAAUUUUGCGGAAAAGAUUUGGAUUUGCAAGAAUACCUGCAAGGUCUGCUACUAAGGGAAGCAAUCGGCCAAGAUGGAUCAAGAGACAACAAACAGAUUUUUAUGUGAAGAAAGCUCAUGAAGACAACUAUCGUUGUCGUAGCGCCUAUAAACUGAUUGAGUUGGAUGACAAGUUCCAUUUCCUUCGACCUGGAAGAGUUAUAAUUGACUGUGGUGCAAGCCCAGGUUCUUGGACCCAAGUGGCUGUAGACAGAGUGUUAACACAGAAAACUGGUUAUUGGGAUGGCCUUGUCAUUGCUGUGGAUUUACUAGAAAUUGAUGAUAUUCAUGGAGCAACUAUUCUAUCAAGAUGCGACUUUACAAGUGCUACUACACAGAGACAGAUCCUCUCAAUAUUGCCUCCUGCUGGUGCUGAUGUUAUUAUGAGUGAUAUGGCUCCAAAUGCAAGUGGAAACCACACAAUGAGUCAUGAAGCCAUCUUGAGCCUCUGUGAGUCAGCCCUGGAUUUUGGGAAAUCUGUUUUGAAGCCUGGUGGGAUUUUCCUUUGCAAACUCUGGGAUGGCUAUGGCACACAAGAUUUUAUCAAGACACUAGAGGGAAAUUUCAGUAAAGUUAGGAAAUGUAAACCUCAAGCAAGCAGAAAAGAAUCAGCUGAGAUCUACCUUUAUGCUGAGAGCUUUAAGAAAUCUUGAUAAUAAAUUAAUCUGUUAAACUCUUGAGUGUAGGUUUUCAUAACAGAUACAUGCUGUGUAGCAUUUAAAGAAAAUAAUUAAGCUCUGAAAAUUAUGGCUCAAGAUGGCAGCUGAAGGACCUCAGUGCAGAGCAAGUCACCAUUCUUUAAGUAACAUUAUCAAGAAUCAAUGAGAAAUAAUCACUACAAUUACAGGGAAAGCCUGAAAAAAAUACUUCGUACCUCAUUUAAACCCACUUGCUGAGAAUUAAAGGCAUAAGCUCA